Molecule: messenger RNA, 1426 nt
Organism: Coccinella septempunctata (seven-spotted ladybird)
Lineage: Eukaryota; Metazoa; Arthropoda; Insecta; Coleoptera; Coccinellidae
Product: RE1-silencing transcription factor B-like
Exons: 4
Coding region: 79-1128 (349 amino acids)
Biological process (GO): regulation of gene expression
Cellular component (GO): nucleus
Source: RefSeq, a predicted model, not a curated record
GUCACAGAGUGAUUCUCUGUGGCUGCUCCUAUGUACAAAAUUUCAUGGGAAAUUUAUAUAUUUUGAACAAAAGGAAAAAUGAAUAUGGAUGAAAGCAGUAUUAAUAAUAUUAAUAUUAAGGAGGAGAUAGAUGAUGAUGUGAAGUUGGAAGAAAAAUCAGAUGUAUUGGAUGUGGGCCAACAUUUUCAUUUCGUUAAUAUUAAAAAUGAGGUAUAUAUGGCCUUUGAUGAUGUGAAAUUGGAAGAAAAAUUAGGAAUUGCGGAUUCAGGUGAACAUAUCACUGAUGUUAAAGAUGAAGUACAUACAGGCUACGAUGAUGUGAAGUUAGAAGAAAAAUUGGGAGUUUUGGAAGGUUAUGAACAAUGUAUAGAUGAGCCAGUAGUUCAUGAAAGUGAAGAAUAUAAGAUAAACGAUGAAGAACACAUACAAUGCAGUUAUGCUGUCAGUCAAGAACGUCACAACAAUGUAAAUGUGAAACCUGUUAUUUUGAAUUUUGAGGAACGCGGGAACUCAUCAUAUGAAAACACCACAAGCAGUAAAAGUAACCUUCGAAGCUGUUUGAAAUUUGUUCACUACAAUACCAAGAAACACAAGUGUCAAUAUUGUGAAUAUGUUACUAACAGAAAAGAUAACCUACAAAAUCAUGUUAACUGUGUUCAUUUGAAUAUCAAGAAACACAAGUGCGACUCGUGUGAAUAUGCUGCAAGUCAGAAAAGUCACCUCGAAGUACACAUCAGCUCCGUUCAUCUGAAUAUUAAGAAUCACAAGUGUCAUCUAUGUGAAUAUGCUGCCAGUAAGAAGAACCACCUUGAAGCGCACAUAAAAUCUGUCCAUUUAAAAAUUGCGGAACAAAAGUGCGAUCUGUGCGACUAUGUGACAAGUAGAAAAAGUUGCCUUCAAAGACAUGUCAACACUGUUCAUCUGAACAUCAAGAACCACAAGUGCUACUUAUGUGAAUACGCUACAAGUCAAAAAAGUUACCUUGAUAAACACUUCAACUCUGUUCAUUUUAAAACUAACGAAUACGAGUGUCAUUUAUGCGAAUAUAUCACAAGACGAAAAGAUAUCCUUCAAAGGCACAUGGAUUCUGUUCAUUCCAAUAUCAAGAAACACAAGGCUGCUUCAUAACUGUUAACUUCAUUUGUGUGAAAUCUGUUCAAUUAAAAAUUGAGAAACAAAAGUGAAAUCUAUGCGGCUCUUCUCAAGUGCGUCAAUUUGAGUAUCAGUUAAAUCAUAAAAAGUCAGUCGUAUAUAGAGGCAUUUAAUCAAUUGAAAGAAAAUUAAUGAUUGCAGAUUUCUCUCAUAUCUUAUGUUCAACAUCACAGUGAUAGCACCAGAAGGGAUUUAUUUAAUUUUCCCAGUAAAUAACAGAAUCUUUUCUUUUUUAUUUUUGGUUUUCAAAAGAAAAUACAACAACUGAAUAAGA